Molecule: messenger RNA, 1229 nt
Organism: Beta vulgaris subsp. vulgaris (sugar beet)
Lineage: Eukaryota; Viridiplantae; Streptophyta; Magnoliopsida; Caryophyllales; Amaranthaceae
Exons: 7
Coding region: 60-983 (307 amino acids)
Cellular component (GO): membrane
Molecular function (GO): serine-type endopeptidase activity
Source: RefSeq, a predicted model, not a curated record
UAAAGCUUUGUUACUCAACCAAACGCGAAGGUAGUGCCUAACAUUGAGAGAGGGAAAGAAUGGCACAAGUCCAGCAACUCCUUACACUAAGAUCACACUCUUCUACAAAUGGGAUAUUCAUUCCUAUCAAUAGACCUCAAUUCAACUCCAAACUCCAUGUCUUUGGCGCCAUUUAUCGCCCCUCCAAUGUUCACAAACUAACACUUCCCACUUUCACUCAUCUUUCCACCUCUCGUCCAUCCCCUUUUUCUUAUCCUCACCAACCCACUUCUGGGUUUCGCCAAUUUUGCAAGUUCAAUGAUUUGGACUCAAUUUCACAGCUGGAGCUUGGCAAACAAGCAAGGGAACGUAGACCUGAGAAAAGGGUGAAUGCAGUAUUCUGGAUUAUUCUUCUUAACCUUGCUAUAUAUGCUGCAGAUCACCUUUUCCUGGUUCGAGACAUCAAAUCCCUGUACUUGUUCCACAAUCAGCCUGCUUGGUACCAAUUUGUGACUGCUGCGUUUUGUCAUGCAAAUUGGAACCAUCUUUCCAGCAAUCUUUUCUUUCUGUACAUUUUUGGGAAGCUUGUGGAAGAGGAAGAGGGUAGCUUUGCAUUAUGGUUUUCUUAUAUUCUAACAGGUGCCGGUGCAAAUCUUGUUUCUUGGUUGGUUCUCCCAAGAAAUGCAGUUUCUGUUGGAGCCUCUGGUGCUGUUUUCGGCUUGUUUGCGAUAAGUGUCCUUGUGAAGAUGUCUAUGGAUUGGAGAAAGAUUCUUGAAGUACUUAUAUUAGGCCAAUUCGUGAUUGAGAAGGUGAUGGAAGCAGCUCAAGCGUCAACUGGUUUGUCGAAUGGCUUCAUUGGAACUAACUCAUUACAGAGUGUUAAUCACAUAGCACAUCUAUCAGGUGCUCUGGUUGGGGUACUUUUGGUAUGGUUACUCAGCAAGGUUCCAUCUGACGCUUCAGACAAAGAAGGAUUGGCUGAGAAGCCUGAUAGGAACCGUUAACGUUGUGUAACAAAGCCACUCGAAGCAUAGCUGCUCUACCUGUAGUCUUGGCUAAUGAUUGCUUAAUUGACAUAUAUAUCUAGCGUUGGUGGAAGAAAAGUUGUCAAAAGGAAUCCAAAGUUGAAAUGCGGGAAGUUGUGUAUAACAAGUCUGAGCCUAAAAAGGUUUGUAUAACUACAUGUGUAGAGACCUGUUGAAGCUGUAAAAUGAAUAGAUGAUUAGAAUGAUAUUAUUAUUUUUCUAAAA